Phascolarctos cinereus (koala) is the source of this 3219-nucleotide messenger RNA. It is a transcript of the gene DCUN1D2, whose product is annotated as defective in cullin neddylation 1 domain containing 2. Gene Ontology annotation, biological process: protein neddylation. Gene Ontology annotation, molecular function: ubiquitin conjugating enzyme binding; cullin family protein binding; ubiquitin-like protein binding. NCBI's taxonomy places the organism in Eukaryota, Metazoa, Chordata, Mammalia, Diprotodontia, Phascolarctidae. The record is from RefSeq and is a predicted model, not a curated record. Gene Ontology annotation, cellular component: ubiquitin ligase complex.
UGCCUUAGCCUUUUUUGGCCUUCGGUUUUCCCCCCGGGCUGGUUGGACAGCUCCCCCGCCCCUCCCUCGCGGGGUCUCCUUGCUCUCGGGCUCAGAGGGGCGAGAUGCGGAGCCUUUACGAGAAAUUCGAAGUGCCCGGGGGCUACGGCGUUUGCUAAGUCUCCUAUUUGUGGGGUUGGAGGGUUGUACUUGGCGCGGAGAAGAAUGUGCAGUCUUUUUAACUGAUGAAGAACAAGGCUUUGUCUUCCUGUAAUUCUGAAGUGAAAGUUGGGUCACCAUACAAGAAAAAUAAAUCCACUUAAAAUAUAGGCAUUAGUAAUAGAAUGCUGAAACAAACUUCUGGAUUAGCUUCAUUGGCUUUCCUGCUUCUUUUGCAUCCCAAAGCAUAAGUUUAAAUCAUCUCAGAAGGACAAGAUCCGCCAGUUUAUGACAUUUACCCAGGCUGGUGAAAAGACUGCUAUAUACUGUUUAAUGCAGAAUGAGUGGAAACUAGAAGUGGCAACUGACAACUACUUCCAGAACCCAGACUUGUACUACAAAGAAUCCAUGAAAAAUUCAGUAGACAAAAAGAAGUUAGAACAAUUGUAUAACAGGUAUAAAGACCCACAAGAUGAGAAUAAAAUUGGUAUUGACGGAAUUCAGCAGUUUUGUGAUGAUUUAGGCCUAGAUCCUGCCCAUAUCAGUGUUCUUGUCAUAGCAUGGAAAUUUAGGGCAGCCACUCAAUGUGAAUUCAGUAAAAAGGAAUUCAUGGACGGCAUGACAGAGCUGGGGUGUGAUACUACAGAAAAAUUAAAAGCUCUUUUACCAAGAAUAGAACAAGAGCUAAAGGAUGCAAUAAAAUUCAAAGAUUUUUAUCAGUUUACCUUUAACUUUGCUAAGAACCCUGGACAAAAAGGUUUAGAUUUAGAAAUGGCUGUUGCCUAUUGGAAUUUAGUCUUAUCUGGAAGGUUUAAAUUUUUAGAUCUUUGGAAUAAGUUUUUAUUGGAACAUCACAAAAGAUCAAUUCCAAAGGACACUUGGAACCUUCUACUAGAUUUUGGAAAUAUGAUUGCAGAUGAUAUGUCUAACUAUGAUGAAGAAGGAGCAUGGCCUGUUCUUAUAGAUGAUUUUGUAGAGUAUGCAAGACCAGUCGUCACAAAAGGAAAGCGCAGUACUUUUUAACCCUAGGUAUAAAACUGGACUAAAAUUAUAAUCUGAAUUGUAUCAGGUAAUGAAGACAUUUUGGCCAAUAACUAUGUCCAUGGUUACUGAUUUCAGUAGUCAUGGUAUGCCACUGACCCAGCUGUAAUCACCACUUCUACUCUCCUUCAAGAAAAUGAUGCUGAUUCAUGGACGCUGCAAGAAGGUGCUCAGAAGAUAGCCCAGGAUGCUUUGGGAUAUACUGGGGAUUGACUGUUAUAUUGGUUCUGACAUUUGGUGAGAGAUAAUUGCAUGAUUUACACUUAGGAGAAUUUAACUAGAGCCCAUUUUAAUUAAAACUGCACAGCAUGUCAUUCAGCUCAUGAUCUAAGGUGAACAAACACCAGCAGUUAUUACUGUCAUUAGAGAUUAUAGAGUACUUACAUAUUUAAAAGCAGUAUUUGUGGUAUGAAUUAAGUCCCUAUAUAAAAUUUAAGCAGUAGGUUAUAUUUUUAUACAAGUCAAUAUUGUUGAAAGUAUUUACCCUAAUGAUCAUGAUCUUGUAAUGAACUCUUACUGACACUUUUGUACUCGGUGCCAGUACACUAGAUUAUAUUUUUUAUAUCAAUUUGCCAGAUCUAUUUUUUUGUUUUGAUUUUCUUAAUGUUCACUUGAAAAUCAUUUAAUGGUUUUAAUACCCCCAUUUCAAUUUGCACAGUGAUGGCCACACUGUAACUUAAGGAAAAAUUUUUUUAGAUUGUUUGCAAGUCAGUGAACAUUCUUUAUUUUUUGAAAAGUGUUUUUUAUUUCUUGAACUUCCCCAAAAGUACUUAUAGUCUGUUUUGUUCACAAAUUAUUUUUCUUUAUAUUAUAUUUAAAAUGGUAUUUUUCCAUUUUAAAAAUACUUCUUUAUUAGUUAUGAAUUUUGGAUUCCAAGAUCAAGUAAGCUGAUUUCCUGCAACCAUCCAUAUAUGUAUGAUAUAUCUCAACUGCAAUCAUUUUUAUAAAUUGUACAUAUUUGAAAAUUAAAAUAUUAUGAUAAUAUGGAACAUAAUAGUCUGGAGGGGUGGGAGAAAUCCCUCUGAUUUGAGUGGACAAAUUUAUCUUUGCACUAUGUUAUCAUAUCUGUUUUUCAGUUUGUCCCAGUCACCACUGUAGUGUGGCACCAAGAUGAAUUAGGUAUUUCCCCAAAGCAUAAUUAAUGCUUGAGAAUUUCUCCUGCUCUUCUGUUGGCAAAGAGCUGGCAUAUAAUUUUGUGGAAUCCCUGUGUGACAGUCCUACCUCAGCUUUGAAAUACACAUCCAUACAUGAUCUUCACAGCACAAUUCUUACCUUAUUUGGCUAGCUACAAUUUGGAACUUAAACAGAUGCUAGGGAUUGAAUUUUUUAAAAGGUGAUCCUUUUUUUAAAGGACUUAACACGGGUUUCCUUUCUUUAGCUAGCCUUUCUACUACACAAAAAAAUACAAAUUGGCUUAUAAAAACUAGAUCAUUCCUGAAAAACUUUUUAUCGGUCUGAUGUAUAAAGCAAGGUACAACUUAAUGUUGCUAGAAUGUGAACUGAGACUGCUUUGGAUUAGAAUUCCUCAAGGAAAGGCAACUUGGUUCUACCAGGAAAGAACACUGACUGGAGCAGGACUCGAAGCACCACAGUUGUAGUCCUGGCUUUGCCAUUUAAGAGCUUUGUGACCCAAGGCAAAUCAGUUAAUUCUGUGCUCCUGUCCUCCCAUUCCCGAGAUGAGGGGUCCGAGGAGAUGGCCAGUAAAAAGACUUCCAGCCCUGGCGUUCUAAUCUCUUUGGAUUCAUUCUGCUGUACAAUUCACACAAUUCUGUACAAUCAACCUUAAAAGAAAUACUCUUCAAUUGUAGCAUCUUCCCCUAAAAUAAUUAUCAGAAUCUCAAUGACAUUGGACAAUAUUGAAAGAAUUAUGCCCAUUAUUUGCACUCUUCUACUGUACGAGUUUCAAUCAUGUAUGCUAUUAGAGUGGUGACUUGGGGGAGGGGAAAGAGGGAAAAGCUUGUAUUUAUUUGUCUCAUUUGUACAGAUUUUCUGUGCUAAGUCCUUAAGAAACAUCUAAAUAAAUCAUUGUGUGUAUUUGUU